UGGCCAGAAAACCGACACAACUCACCGUUAAAUACACCCAUCUCUGCACCAUUGGAGAGCAAGCUGCACAAACCAGAGCUCCUCACAGGAAGAGCUAAGCACUCGCAUCGCAUCAGAUCACCAUUCACCAACAUCCAUUCCUAGCUACCUAGCUGAUCCCAAUGGCGAGCAGCACCGCUCUCUCCUGCCUGGCCACGCUACUGCUCCUCGCGGCCGCCGCGGCGCCGGCGUCGGCGGCGGAGAAGGAGACCCGGCUGCGGGUGUACUGGCACGACGUGGUGAGCGGCGGGCCGAACGCGAGGGUGGUGCAGGUGGCGCAGGCGCCGUCCUCCAACGCCUCCGCCACUGGCUUUGGCACCGUGCUCGUCAUCGACGACCCGCUCACCGAGGGGCCCAACCUGACGUCGAGGCUCCUCGGUCGCGCGCAGGGCAUCUACGUCAGCGCCGGCAAGGACAGCCUGUCGCUGCUCAUGGCCAUGAACUUCGUCUUCGUCGACGGCGCCUACAACGGGAGCAGCAUCGCCAUCAUCGGGCCCAAUCAGGCGGAUCGGGCCGUGAGGGAGAUGCCCGUCGUUGGCGGCACCGGCAUCUUUCGGUUUGCGCGUGGCUAUUGCCAGUUGCGGACGCACUGGUUCGACGCCAAGACCGGCGACGCCACCGUCGAGUACAAGAUCCAUCUCCGCCACGAUUGAUGCGUUGUUCCUAUAUAUGAUUUCCUCGUUUCACCGCUAGUUUAUUUUUAAUUCCGAGGGUAUUUAUGUGUGUUUUACGGAGAUGAUUUAUUCCGAAUAAUACGAGGUGUUAAUAAACAUUUCAGUUUUGGAAUGAGAUAUAAUUGGUUCAAUA
Messenger RNA from Hordeum vulgare subsp. vulgare (domesticated barley), 846 nucleotides. Its product is annotated as dirigent protein 22-like. Bases 162 to 692 code for a protein of 176 amino acids. Lineage: Eukaryota; Viridiplantae; Streptophyta; Magnoliopsida; Poales; Poaceae. The transcript has a single exon. The record is from RefSeq and is a predicted model, not a curated record.